GGCAAAUUGUAGUUCCGGUCCUACAGAGCUCCCCAUCCACUGAAAGGCACUUUGGACCUUCCUUGCUGUACUGCGGGUCGACUUGUCGCGAUACUAAAUGACAACAUUUCCACUCCCAACGACCACACUUCGAAUUGGAAGAGCCAAAGGCUCACGAUAACCACCCAACUGUGACCAAGAAAGCCUCUAUCGCUGCAUCGAAGUAAAGCGAAAACGACAACAUGUCGACUCGCCAGGCUGCACUGUCGCUCUACCGACGAACUCUCAAACUCUCUCUCAGCUGGGCAGUGCACAGGCAUCUCUACAGAGGCCAGGCGCUAUAUAUUCGGUCUCUUUUCGAAGCGAACCGGCAUGUCACAGAUCCUCGCAAACAAAGAGCACUGCUGGGAGAGACGGAGAAGUUGCUAGAGACUUGGAAGCAUCCAGACCCAUAUACCCCUCCUACAGCACCAGGAGGAUCUAAGUACGAGAGAAACCUGCCAGUACACUCAACCGACCCACCGCCGGAUUUGAAGUUUUAAAUGGGAACAUGGCUAGAUUGAAGAUGGGCAGCGCCGAGUUGUACAUACAAACUGUAAUUUGCGCAUAGUCCUACAUCAAUGACGAAAAGUUGCCCAAUAGCAUCAGUUACACAUUGCCUAUAUUUAUCCUUUAUGCCUGCCAAGCUCUCAGU
Messenger RNA from Pseudomassariella vexata, 673 nucleotides. RefSeq names its product LYR family protein. The record is from RefSeq and is a predicted model, not a curated record. Gene Ontology annotation, biological process: mitochondrial electron transport, NADH to ubiquinone. Lineage: Eukaryota; Fungi; Ascomycota; Sordariomycetes; Amphisphaeriales; Pseudomassariaceae. The transcript has 5 exons. The coding region runs from base 222 to 521 and encodes 99 amino acids.